AUGAAUCCUCCACCCGUCGAAAAUCAACCGGAAAAAUUGGAAGACAACAAACCGAAUCCGCCUCAAAAUCCAAUAAAUCAACCUCCUGUUCCCCAACAAUCUGCACCGAGAUAUCCUCAAUCAACUUCUAAUGAGCAGGUUCCGACAUUGAGUUCCCAACAAGGAGGGGACAUCGAUUUAUCCAGAUUGCAACAAGACAACCGUCCAAGUGAUGAUGACGGAGCUAAGGAACAAGCAUUAAAGGAGUGGUGGGAGACCUGUGCGAAUCCGGAAAAUUUCGCAACUCCACAAUUGAGUGCUGAAGGGCAAAUAGUACAGUCGAAUGUGCAACAAAACUUGGCGCCGCCUGGCUAUCAGUAUCAUCUAAGUGCUCCGAUUUCGAUUCAUAGUGGUGUUGCUGGACCAAUGAGAUCUCCGGCAGGAGGUGGGAUGGGCCAUCUUCCGGGACGUGAGUUUGCAGUAAACCACGAUGUCAGACCAAGUCAUCAGUCAAGAGGCGAACCAACAACUGAAGGAAUGCAUAUGAUGCCUCAAAAUGCGUCAAAUCAUUCAUCUCAAUUGCUAGCGACUAUUGGACAACGAGCCAACACGACUACUAUGGAAAUCCUCUGGGGAUUCCGUUCGCAGCCUAUGUAUUGGGACUCUCCGGGAAUGGGUGAUCAAUUUAAAGGGGAUACACACCAUGAUCCAAUGAUACAAACCAGUCGUUUGAACGAUCCACAGAAUUCAGAAAUUCUUGGAUUUCGGAACCAGCCGAUAUACCCUCCACUCCCUAAAUUUGACUCGACGACUCAGCGCCAGAUGUCAUCGAAUUCUGAAGAGCAGAUCUCCGGAUUACCAGUCAAAGACUAUCUGAAUGCAACCUACCCUAGACCGUCAUCAUCCUAUGCCAAGAACCGCCCGAUACGCAUUGCGCGAAAUGAAAGACUAAUGCAAGAGCGUUCCGAAGAAUGUGACCGUUUUAUCGAGAAGUUGGAUAAACCUCUUCCAAUGGGAGUAACUAAAAAUACAGUAAAACUUCCUGAACUAUAUCAGAAAUGGGCGGAUAUACCAAAGCAUGCUUAUAGGAAACUCAAUCUUCGUGAUACCAUUGGUGUAAACAACGGAGAUUUGGUAGUAGCAGUUCUCAAGGAAGCCGUUAAUAAGGAUGAAGAGAUGGACGCUGUGUGCAGACGAUUGGUCAACUUUUUGAAGGAUGAUGAGAGAGACAAAAUGUUGGAAUAUUCGGUACAGAUGAAACAGAAAUGGGUAAAAAUUAAGAAAACGAUUGGCAGCAGUAGUAGGAAAGGAUCGGAAUCAUCGAAAUAA
This is a messenger RNA of Caenorhabditis remanei, 1308 nucleotides long. RefSeq lists its product as uncharacterized. The coding region runs from base 1 to 1308 and encodes 435 amino acids. The transcript has 8 exons. Lineage: Eukaryota; Metazoa; Nematoda; Chromadorea; Rhabditida; Rhabditidae. The record is from RefSeq and is a predicted model, not a curated record.